CGGUUUUGUGAUUGGAUUGGAUUUGUUGUGCUCUCAUUUUGUGACAUUUGAACUGUCAAUACGAUUAUGUACGACCGAUUUACGACACAUUACAUCAUACUUGUGCCAUUGUCUUGGAGGUGGUAGAUUGAAUGUGGGGUACUUGGUAUGGGCCUGCAUAUUGCAAGGUGCGGCACAAUGGGGGAGCCAGAGGAAGCUGACACAGGGGUUUACCAUGAACGCCAAAUAAAGGAACUGUGCGCAAUGCAUGCCUUGAACAACCUCUUCCAGCAGAAAAAUGCUUUCACUAAGAAAGACCUGGAUGAAAUUUGUACAAGUUUGAUUUUUCACAGGCUUUCACCGUCAAGUUUCAUCAAUCCUCAUCGAAGUUUGCUCGGACUUGGUAACUAUGACGUAAAUGUUAUCAUGGCGGCACUUCAGAGGAAAGGUUAUGACACUAUCUGGUUUGAUAAGAGAAAGACCAUCGACUGCUUGAAAGUAGAGAACAUCAUGGGCUUCAUCCUGAAUAUUCCUACAGACUAUAAGUGGGGCUUUGUGCGGUUGCCCAUUCACAGGAAACACUGGAUUUCUGUUCGGAAAGUGCAAGAUCAAUACCUCAACCUGGACUCAAAGCUGGACUGUCCAGAGCUGAUUGGCGAUGAGUCAGCAGUGAAGGAGUUCCUUCAGGAUCAGCUGGAGGAUGGAGACAAGGAACUCCUGCUGGUGGUGACAGAGGAUGUUGGAGACUCAGGGUCGUGGAAGACGCCCUUAUAUGACCCUGUUAACAAUGUGACAGACAAGUCAUAUGGUCUGCCAGCGCACACCGUGGUUCGCACAAACGGACCUCUGAACUCUGUCUGCCUGGAGAAGGACAACAGGCGUCAAUAGUGUUGUGAUCUGAUCAGUGUCUGUCUUUCCCAUUGCACAAACUAAGAAGCAUGUCAUUUUGAUGAGGGGCUGUCGCAAAAUUUCUCAAGCUAUUAAUUCAAAUUGUCUUUUGCAAUAAGAGAUACAAGAUACAUGGAUCUUGUUACCUUUUUUGUUUUUCAAAUAUGUUGGUUAAUGAGAGUGUUUUAGAAUAUUGAUCCAGUGUUUUUGGAUAAUGGGACAGUUUGAGAUGGUCCCUGAUUGUGUUUCAUGCUCGACAAGAGUCUUCUAUGGGAAGAACGUAUUCACAAGCCUCAAGGAGUUCACUGAUGCAUUCACGUCAUGCAGAUUUUAUUGGAACUGUCAAAUAUUGUCAUGGCUGUACUGUCAUGCUGCUGAUGUAUAUCACAUCAUCUUGACAUAGAUUUUUAUUUUAUUUGAAAUUUGUAAAGUUUCUCUUUCAAAUGUUGUAGGGUAUUUAUGAAUUAUUGCAUUUUCAUUUAUGACAGUGGAUCAAGUUUCGUUUGGCUUUAGAUUGAUUUUGAAACUGGAACAUGUUCAAGGGUACUGUAUGCUGGUAUGUGUACUAUUGUCAUUUUAGCUGAAAUAAAUGAGAAUGUAAUAAAUCCAGUCUCAUUAAAAUAACCUUAAACUGUGAUAGGGUACCUCUCUGCAGGUCAUGGCCACUUCCAUUGGAAACAGGGGUGGUAGGGUAGCCUAAUGGUUAAAGCGUCCACUCGUCACGCUGAAGACCUGGUGUCGAUUCCUUACAUGGGUACAAUGUGUGAAGCCCAUUUCUGGUGUCCCCAGCUGUGAUAUUGAGGGAAUAUUGCUAAAAGCGGCACAAAACCAUACUCGCUCACUCCAUAGGAAACAGUAUCAGGUCGGCUUUCUACUCAGCCAAUCAGUGUCAAGUCUUCUGAAGUCUUGGUUACAAGGUAACGAAGUAUUCAGAUGAGCAUAUCUGAUUUCGGUAUCUUGAUUACUAGUAUAUUGGAUGAAAUCUGAAUGUGAAAAAGUAAUGCCAAGCUGUAAUAUUGUGGACAGUUAACACAUUCUGAUGUUAAGUGCCAGGCCAUCUAUGACCAAAAAGGUUAUCAUAGAGGAUGUAUUCUGGGUUUGUUGCAGUUUCCUUUGGCAGCAAUCAUUUUGGAAUUGAAGCAAUGAAGAAAUGAGACAAGACUUGAAAACUAAUGUCUGAUUGGCUCAAAAACCCAUGUGUUUUAACUGGCUGGUCAAAGUUUGCUCUGGGUUGACCAAAUGCAACCUUCUGUGGGAUUGCCCUCUGAUCUUUUGCAGAAUGGUAUUGUAUCGUUAGAAAAGACCUGAUUUUAAUGAGAUUGUUAUAUAACUUAUAAUUCAUGAUGGGCUCGACACAUAUAUAUGUGCACAGUAUAACCACUAAAUAUUCUUGAUAUUUUUAUAUUUCAUGUUUAUGUUUAUUUCUUUGUUUAUUCUUCUUCUGAGGUUUUCUUUUGUACGACUUCAACAUCUUUCAAAGUGUUUUUAUCAAAGAAGAAAUAUAAUAUGAAUAUAUAUACUCUAGGGUUUCAAGCAACGUAUACACACAGCCUUAGUCUGUGUUGCCAAGUAAUCAUACUGAUUGUAGAACUUAUGUCAUUUACACGUGGUAACCAUGGUAACUGUAGUACCAUACAGUAGAGAACAUCACCAAAAAAUCAUUAAUUUCAGGAAUUUGAAUAAAUACCUCAAAUUUGCCAGGCUAAGGUAAGAGUGGUGUGUUUGUAUUGUGUGGGUUGGUACAGUAAUAUACACUGUUGUACAUAGUGGACAUGUAUUUAUGGAUGGGUAUAUGCAAUCAUCUACAGGGGUCAUGACAGUUGUCAUGUUGGCUUGUCAUGCUGGCUUGUCUGAGGUAGAAGUAUUGUUCUAGUCACACUUGUUGGGAUUGUUAGUGAACUCUAUGUAUGUGGGUAUUGUUUCAAGAAUACAGUUAGAAAUCAUUGCAUGAGUGAACACGGUCAGUAAUGUAUCAGUGUUCAAUAUUAAAGGGAUCCUUUGAUUUUUAAAGUUUGGCCUAUAGUAUUUCAUUCUCAUAUCCCCAAAUCUUCCUUUAGGCUUGUUGAACAUGGAUCUUUACGUAAAUUAAUUUGCUUCAUUAGCUUUCAGAAUAUGGAUUUUUGUCCUCAUUCCACAACACAAAAAUCCACAACUUAAAGAAGGAAAUAAUUAUCAUUAAUAAUAUUCUUUUUUACUAUUAAGGAAGGAUCAAAUUGUUGACGGGGACAACACUGGUCAAUAGUUUAUUGAGAAAGAAUACAUUACGUCAUUGUUUAGAACUUAAAGGAUUUCUUCUGAAAUUUGAAGCUCAUUUAUGGUGUUCCCCUUCGUGAUAUUGCUGGAAUAUUGCUAAAAGUGGCAUAAAACCCUUCUCACUCACUCACUCUAAGUUCAGUUUGAAAUGUUUGAAAUCAAACACACAAUUCAUGAAAAUAUAGUUUUAUAAUUACAUUGUUAUUAACCAAAUUAAUGACUUCAUUACAGAAUAGGCUUGUAUGUAAGUAUAUACAUGUAAACGAAUAUGUUCGUUACUCCUGGGGCCUGGUUUAGGUCCUCAUUAUCGUGUGGAAAAUCGGAUGGAAUGAUGGAAACCUCAAACAACUGUCUUGUCACCUGUACAAAGUGUAUUUUGGCUGUCAAUCUUGAUGCAUGUUAGACCUUAGACAAGUACAUUAUAUGUUAAUAUCUGUAUAUUUCUACAAAACACUAUUUUGAUUAACCAUGGUGAAAUUAUGAAAUUUGUUAAAACUGUUAUGCUUAUAUUAUUGUCAAAACCAAAUGUACAAUGCUGUGCUUCAGUACAACAACCAGAUGUGUAGAUGUGGUAGACAGCUUGUCUGAUUACUUUGUUGUCUGUUAUGCUUGUGGAGAGUUGUGAUGAUGGUAUUUGGAGGUAACCAUGGCAACAUUUUUUUUUAAAACCAUUACGUUUACUGUUCAUCAAUUAAAUGUCUGUUACUAUAAAACUGUUUUAUCAUAUCACAAUCUUUGGAGUUAUAGUUAUUGAAUACGGUUUAAUUAAAUAGCAUAAUGCCAUAUUAGUAGCUGUUUUUACAUCCAAGAUGGCCCUCUCAUUUUAAUAAUAUCAGUUUUAGAAUGAGCUUAUGGUCUGUGCUGGAAUGUGUAAGGGAGUUGAUAUGCAUUUUGUAAAUAUCAAUGAACUUGUUGUUAUGCAAUUCCAUACCAACACUUUUGUAAAAAUUGUUCAAGUUUUAUAUGUACUUGUUUUGAUUCAUUUAAUGGAAUGAUGCAAUUAAAUACUCAUGUUGGAAUAUGUGA
This is a messenger RNA of Haliotis rubra (blacklip abalone), 4146 nucleotides long. Its product is annotated as josephin-2-like. Gene Ontology annotation, biological process: protein deubiquitination. Gene Ontology annotation, molecular function: cysteine-type deubiquitinase activity. Bases 148 to 867 code for a protein of 239 amino acids. Lineage: Eukaryota; Metazoa; Mollusca; Gastropoda; Lepetellida; Haliotidae. The record is from RefSeq and is a predicted model, not a curated record. The transcript has 4 exons.